Trichoderma virens Gv29-8 is the source of this 1416-nucleotide messenger RNA. RefSeq lists its product as uncharacterized. The annotation marks the transcript as partial. The transcript is spliced from 2 exons. Lineage: Eukaryota; Fungi; Ascomycota; Sordariomycetes; Hypocreales; Hypocreaceae. The record is from RefSeq and is a predicted model, not a curated record.
AUGGACCUAGUCGCCGUGAGAUGUGCCAAAUGCGACUCCAAGCUGGGCAAUCUCGCCAAUCAGUGGACGCAGAUAGGCAAGAAAUACAUUACACCAGUGACCUACGUUGAGGACAAGAGUGAAACAGAUAAGAUCGCUGCAACGGGUGCGGUUCGGAUAGGUGAUGCGGACACUUUAGUCGAGGGCUGCGGCCAGAUCAUAUUUCGCCUUACGUCCAUAUCCCUUAGAGUGGCCACAGAUCUUCGUCGCAAAGCUGAACCCAAGAUACAGCGUAUCCUUCAACUUAGGGGCCAGUCAGCCGCAGCUCAAGGCAAACCGUCGCCCCCGAGUGUAAAUGGCAAGGCCACUCCUCAAAACGAACCCUCUCCAAGCAGAGACAGGUUCGACAUCAUGCAGAUUCAAACAGAUCUCGAGGCUCAACAAGACGAAAUCCAGCGUAUUGGCGCGGCUGGAUUCCAGGUCAUAUCGACGCUGAAUAGCACAGUCGCCCGCUUCGAAAAGCAGAUGCGGCAGCUGAGCGACUCCGUUGCAAGUGUCCGAAAGGAUGGAGAAGGACAGCAGGCCGACAUCAAGUCUCUCAAAACACAGAUGAGUGACGCCAAGCGAAGUAACGAGAGCGACGCCGUGAUUGCUCGUCUGGAUCAGCAGCUUCAGACCACGGACAGAGUGAUCACGGAACUUCGGCAAAUCAUCCAGAAAUCCAAGAUAGAGACCACGACUCUCCGAAUUGAGCUGACGGCUGCACAAAAGGAGAUUUCAGAGGUGAAAAGGGCAAACGCUCGUCUUAAAGAGGACGCCACCGAAGCAAAGCAGGUAGCGCAGGAAGGGAUCGCCACGUCCAAGCUGUAUGCGUCUGAGGUGGCAUCUUUGAGGCGAGAGAUUGCACAGCUACGGUCUGAAAUUGGGGAAGAGAAUAUACACCACUCCUCAAUGGACGAGGACCCUUCCAUCACAUCGCACCAGCUCGACAUCCUCGCCAGCAACAUAUCCAAGAUUGGAAACAGGGCUAGCCAGGUAGAGUCUCUGCAGAUGGAGUUUGACCUCUUCAGAACUCGAAUACAACGGCUAGAGGCUCGAGUAGUCAGUGGCACGCCAAAUCCCAAUCGAAAAGAUGUUCGUGCUUCUCUUGGAGACUACGCCUCCGCGGCUGAGCAGGGCAGCCAGUCUCACUACGGAUCAACUACACGCCAGAAACGGCCGCCAGUGAGUAGGGAGGACAGCCACAUUGUCAACUCAACUCCUCCAAAACGGGUAGCCCUCUCGUCAGACUAUCCUAGCCUUGCUACUGUAGGCUAUGUUAGCACUAGCGAGCAGCAACAAUCAUCACCCGGGAGCAUGGCUUUGGUAGAGACUCCCGUUCAACGGCGGACCACAGCAGCAUCAACAAAGAAGAGUACUGCAAAGCGCGGUAGAUGG